GUAAUAAUUUCCAUUUCACACUUUUUUUUUUUUUUUUUCUUUCUGUGUUCUCCAAAAUUCAGUUCCUCUCACUAAAAAUGGGCGCUUUCUCUUUCUAAAUCUCGGCAAAGACAGAUCAUCGGAACGAGAUGGGUUGCAACCAAUCGAAGAUCGAGAACGAAGAAGCGUUGGGGCGGUGCAAGGAGCGGAAGCGCUUCAUGAAGGAGGCCGUGUCAAGCCGUAACGCCUUCGCCGCCGCACACUCAACGUACACCACAUGCCUCAAGAACACCGGCGCCGCCCUCGGCGACUUCGCCCACGGCGAGGUUCAAUUGCCUUCCUCCGCCGACAACUCCUCCUCCUUCAUGCCGCCGCCGCCGCCGAAGCAACCCUUCGAGAUUCCUCUGCCGCCGCCCCCUCUUCCCAAUUUCACUCCCACCCCUCCUCUUCAGCGCGCCGCCAGCAUGCCCGAGAUGAAGAUCCCCAAGCCCGAGCCCAAGCCCAAGUCCAAGCCCGUUGGUACCAUUAUUGAAGAGGAAGAUGAAGAGGAAUUGGAGAAUGAAGGUUCUUUGAGGAAAAGAAGAAGCAACAGAAGCACAAGUAAUAAAAGGGUGGAUGAAGAAACGCUUCGACCUCCUGUGCCUCCUCCGUUCAUGUCUGAGAGUGAGACGCAGCAACCUCCGCCGCAAUCGCAGCAGAGCGCUGCUUGGGAGUACUUCUUUGCACCAAUGGAGAACAUGGCAGGGCCAAGCUUGAAUGGGCCAGAAGAAGAUACCCUCAACAAGGAAGAGGAAAUUGAGAGGAAGGUGUUUGAUGUAAAGCCCAAUAGAAGGGAUGUUGUGAACAAAGUUGUGAGAAGUGAGAGGGAUAAUGAGGUUCCUUUGCUGGAGCCCGAGCCUGAGCCCGAGCCCGAGCCCGAGCCUGAUCCUGUGUUGGAGGAAAUGGCAGAGGAGUCACCAUUGCCACCUCCUAAGGUGAAUCAGGCACCGGCUUCUAUGGAGGGUAAAAGGAUUGUGAAACAUAGUCUCAAUCUGCUUCAUAUUUUUGCUGAUCUUGAUGACCAUUUUCUCAAGGCUUCGGAGAGUGCUCAUGAGGUUUCAAAGAUGCUUGAGGCCACACGACUGCACUAUCACUCCAAUUUUGCUGAUAAUAAAGGACACAUUGAUCACUCUGCAAGGGUCAUGCGAGUUAUCACAUGGAAUCGAUCCUUUAAAGGAAUACCUAAUUUGGAAGUGGAGAAGGAUGAUUUUGAUACAGACGAGCAGGAAACUCAUGCUACCGUCCUGGACAAGUUGCUAGCGUGGGAAAAGAAACUUUAUGACGAAGUUAAGGCUGGUGAAAUAAUGAAAUUUGAGUACCAAAAAAAAGUUGCCUCGCUUAACAAGCUAAAGAACAGAGGUACCAACUCUGAAGCAUUGGAGAAAGCAAAAGCGGCUGUCAGUCUUUUGCAUACAAGAUACAUUGUAGAUAUGCAAUCCUUGGAUUCAACAGUCUCAGAGAUUAACCGUUUACGUGAUGAACAGUUGUAUACAAGACUUGUUCAACUUGUUGAUGGGAUGGCCACAAUGUGGAACAUUAUGCUAGGUCACCAUGAGAAGCAAUCAAGUACUGUGAUGUUGCUGAGAACGUUGGACAUUAACCAAUCUCCUAAGCAAACAAGUGAAAACCAUCAUGGCCGAACUCACCAGCUAUUGCUUGUUGUGCAACAGUGGCAUUCACAAUUUGAGUUGCUAGUAAAAAAUCAGAAGGAAUACAUAAAGGCACUAAACGAUUGGUUAAAGUUAAAUCUUGUCCCUAUUGAGAGCAGCUUAAAGGAAAAGGUUUCUUCACCACCAAGAAUUACAAGUCCACCCAUACAAGGCCUUCUCCGUGCAUGGCAUUUGCGUCUAGAGAAACUUCCUGAUGAGCUUGCUAGGACAGCUAUAGGAAACUUUGUUGCUUUGAUAGAUACUAUUUUCCAUAUGCAAGAAGAAGAAAUGGAUUUGAAGAGAAAAUAUGAGGAUACACGAAAGGAGCUUGCCCGCAAAACCAGACAAUUUGAAGAGUGGUAUUCCAAAUAUAUGCAAAAGAAAAUACCAGGUGAUUUCGAUCUAGAUGGGGCAGAAGAUCCUAAUGCUCCUGAUGUAGUUAUUACUGAGAAGCAGUUUUUGGUUGAACAAGUAAGGAGGAGGUUGGAAUCGGAGGAAGAAGCCUAUGAUAAGCAUUGCCACAAUGUGAGGCAAAAAUCUUUUGGAAGUCUGAAAAAUGGCAUGCCAGAGCUUUUUAGGGCUCUGUCAAAUUUUUCUCUUGAAUGCUCCAAAAUGUACAGUGAAUUGAGGUCAAUCUCACAGAACCCAGGCUAGAGUUCAUCAUAAGGUGGUUUGUGUAUUUUCUUUUAUUUUUGGUUUACAUUGAGGUCUCCUGAUUAGGGACGAGUCCUGAAAAUUACAAAUAAACUGUAUUUGAAUUUCCAUAUGAUUGCAUAGCAUGGAAGUUGAAUAUUAAACGGUACAUUUUUUUUUAUGUUUUAUUAUACCUCGUGCUGUUGGCCUGCAGUUGCAUAUUUGUAAUUAAUGAAAUAUCCGGCUGAUACGAUUAUGUUUAUAGCUUGUAAUAAAAUGUUUUAGUCCAAUUCUUUUAGUUUAUAA
Gastrolobium bilobum is the source of this 2606-nucleotide messenger RNA. Its product is annotated as protein ROLLING AND ERECT LEAF 2-like. Bases 129 to 2321 code for a protein of 730 amino acids. NCBI's taxonomy places the organism in Eukaryota, Viridiplantae, Streptophyta, Magnoliopsida, Fabales, Fabaceae. The record is from RefSeq and is a predicted model, not a curated record. The transcript has 4 exons.